GUUCUCCAAGUCCUGCAACCACAUAACCGCUGGAUCCUGCGGACACCAACUUAUGGCAAAGCACCAAUAGCGCAUUCUGCCUCUGUGUUUUCCACAUACUGUGAGAAAUAAAAGGGAUCCUGGAUGGACCUGGGAGAUAACAGCUGGUCCAUGGUCAAGCGCGAAGUGUCCAGCAGCAGCCCAGGGUCUCCGGCUGAGCAGAGCUACCUGAACACUGACCGCAGGGACCGGCUGAGAUCACCGGCGCCGGCGCACCUGGACGCGGUGGGAACGCGUCGCGCCGAGGGCAGGCCCCUACACUCCUACGUCCACUUUGGCCAUCCCAACAACGCCCUGUCCAAUUCUGACGACGUUACACUCUUCACGGAUUUAGACCAGGGCAACAAACUCAUCAUCUCAGGUGGGCACACCAGGGAGACGCAUAAGGGAGGCUUAAUUGUGGACCCUACCGACAUGUAUCAGACCCUGGCCAUCGCCGCGGCCCAGAGUCAGGCCGGUUAUAACGACACGCCAUCGGCCGGUUACAUGCACUCCAACCCUAAUUCUCCCGUUUAUGUGCCGACGUCUCGCGUUGGAACGAUGAUACCGAGUUUAUCGUACUUGCAACCCAGCGCGUCAUCGCAGUCGAGCCAUGCGGUCAGCAGUCACUCGGUCUGGUCACAGUCCGCCCCAGAGAGCCCAUCCUACAGCACUGGAAGCCCACAUACCUCCAACCGUUUCCACUACUCCCCCAGUCCGCCUAUGAAUAACGGCACAUCGAGGGAUACCAGCUAUACGAAUCCUCUGAAUGUAAACAGUCGAGACCAGUACCUUUCACGGCCGAUAAGUGGAUCUUACACAAGCCCGUAUCCUCCGUAUGUUGCACCGCAGCUAUCACAGUUACCGGCGGCGUGGCCCGCGGGGCCCUUCGAGAACUCCAUGCUGCAUUCCCUGCAGUCCAGAAGCGCACCGCUGUCUCUCAGGGGGCCAAACGGAGGUAAGCUAUGGCUGUUCAUCAUGUCAAAAAUCUUCUUUGGCUGUGAAUUUCAAAACCUAUGUUUCUCUGACAUUUUUGGGCAGCGUGUGAAUAAUUCA
Sinocyclocheilus grahami is the source of this 1074-nucleotide messenger RNA. RefSeq names its product GATA-binding factor 6-B-like. The transcript has 2 exons. The annotation marks the transcript as partial. Gene Ontology annotation, molecular function: DNA-binding transcription factor activity, RNA polymerase II-specific; zinc ion binding; RNA polymerase II cis-regulatory region sequence-specific DNA binding. The record is from RefSeq and is a predicted model, not a curated record. NCBI's taxonomy places the organism in Eukaryota, Metazoa, Chordata, Actinopteri, Cypriniformes, Cyprinidae. Gene Ontology annotation, biological process: epithelial cell differentiation; positive regulation of transcription by RNA polymerase II; cell fate commitment. Gene Ontology annotation, cellular component: nucleus.